AUGGUCUCAGAAAAAGAUAUUAUAUGGAACCCUAUAGUUCCUCUCUCAGAACUUAAUCAAGAUGAUACAAUAAAUGAAAAUAAUACUACUAAAAAUAAUAAAAAUCCAAAACCUAGCGAUACUUAUAUUCAUCUAGAUCCAAUACCAGAUUUUCAGGAUACCUCUGAAGUCAAGCCCUGGUUACAAAAAAUUUUCUAUCCACAAGGUGUGGAGCUCGUUAUCGAAAGAUCGGAUAAUACAAAAGUUGUCUUCAAAUGUAAAGCUGCAAAAAGAGGCAAAGGUUCAAGAUUACCAUCUAAAACAACAACAACUACUAAUAAUAAUAACAAUGAUGAUGAAAAUGAUGAAAAUAGCGAAAAUAAAGAGACUAAUAGCAACGACGAUAAAAAUAGUAAUGUUAUAAAUGAUGGAUAUUUAGAUAAACCAAAGAAAAAGAGAGUAGUAUCGAGAUUUAAUACCUGUCCAUUCCGUAUAAGAGCAACUUAUUCAAUGAAAAGAGGAAAAUGGAAUAUCGUAAUAUUAAACAAUAAACAUUCUCAUGAUUUAUCGUUCAAUCCCGAUUCAAUAGAGUAUAAGAAAUUUAAAGAAAGAUUAAGAUUAAAUAAUGAUGUCGAAGCAAUAAAAAAAUUCGAUGAAUUGGAAUAUAAAGUACGAUCAAAUCUACCUCUGAGCCCUUCGUUAGUGGUUUGUGAUUGUGGGUUAACAAGUGAAAUUCAAUCAUUCGAUGUGGUUUUACCAACAAAUGACUCUUUAAAUACAAAUAUCGUCGAUCUAUCAAAUAAAAAUUUAGAAACAAAUUUCAACCAACAGUCUGUAAAUGUUAAAAAACCAAAAAAAUUGAAAAAUGUAAAGUCAAAAGCAACUAACUUGAAUAUACAUCAAGAAAAUUUGUUGAAAAAGACCACUACCCAAAAUUUUUUAACUAAUCGCAAUGCAAAUUCUCACCCUCAGCCAAUUCCCUCAUCUUCACCAAUAACUUCAAAUAAUAUUCAUUCAAAUAUGCAUUCCUAUAAUCAUAGUCAUAGUCAUAGUCAUAGUCAUAGUCAUUCACAUACUCAUAUGAAUGGUCAUACUCAUACCCAUAAUCACACAACACCUCCAGUUGAAUCUCUAGAUUUGUUGCAGCCAGAUACUUUCAAUUCAUUGACUUUCUCAAAGUUAACCACUGAUUUAGAUGAAAUCGAUUUCACUGAUAUAUUCAACAAGCCUCUAUAUAAUAAAAAUCACAAUCAUCAUCAUCACCACCAUCAUCAUCAUAAUUUUGAGGAUAAUAACAACUAUAAUGAGUAUAAUGAUAAUGAUAUAAACUCCCAUUCAUCUUUAUAUUCACCAAUUACCAAUGGAGGAACUCCUAAGAUGUUGGAAAGUGAUACAAUUUCACCAAACCCAGACUUAUUUCCUUCUCAAUACGAAUUACAGCAUAAUUACAGUUAUUCAAAUAACCAAAUUUCAUCACCUUUAAAAGAUUCACCAUCACAUUAUUCAAAUAUGGAUUUUACCCAUUCUUAUCUUUCCACAAAUAAUAACUACAAGAAAUAUUCAAUUACAUUAUGUGAAAAUAAUAACAGUAAUAUUUGUUAUAACGAUGAAUGUAUCAAACUACACGAUAUACAGCCGAUCAAGAAUGAGUUCAUAGGCACACAGUCGUUGAAUUCACUAAAUGAACAAGCUAAAGGUGAAUAUGAUCCAAUGCAUUUAAUUCAGAAAUUUAUGAAUACAUCUAACGAUGAUAAUGUCAUUAAAAGUGCAACCACCGGAAACGCGGUUUUAAUAAAAAAUGAGUUAGAUUUAACGUCUGUACCAUUGACAUUUGACAGUGAAGGUAAUCAUAUAACUUUAGAUAACAUUUCAUCUAGUCAACCUAAAAGGAAACAAAAUGAAUCGGGUAAUUCAAAUCUCUCUGAUCUUUCAACUCUAAUACCUAACAAUCAAGAAGCAUUCCCACAAGUUAUAAGUGAUAUAGACAUAACUAAUUACAAUUUUGAAAGUAUUAACACUACUAAUAAAGCCAUUAAUGGUAACACUAACACUUCAAUCCAAGAUGAUAAAGGCUCAUUAUCGCCCUCAAUUUGGGAGAACACAUUCGAUGAUAUUUUGUAA
This is a messenger RNA of Vanderwaltozyma polyspora DSM 70294, 2100 nucleotides long. RefSeq lists its product as uncharacterized. The record is from RefSeq and is a predicted model, not a curated record. Bases 1 to 2100 code for a protein of 699 amino acids. Gene Ontology annotation, molecular function: DNA-binding transcription factor activity, RNA polymerase II-specific. The transcript has a single exon. NCBI's taxonomy places the organism in Eukaryota, Fungi, Ascomycota, Saccharomycetes, Saccharomycetales, Saccharomycetaceae.